Molecule: messenger RNA, 5712 nt
Organism: Myxocyprinus asiaticus (Chinese sucker)
Lineage: Eukaryota; Metazoa; Chordata; Actinopteri; Cypriniformes; Catostomidae
Product: mitogen-activated protein kinase-binding protein 1-like
Exons: 31
Coding region: 324-4955 (1543 amino acids)
Molecular function (GO): protein binding
Source: RefSeq, a predicted model, not a curated record
GAUUUCGUUGUUUACAGCUGGAUACAGUGACGGAGUUUCGUUUUCAGCCGAAAAAAAAAAGAAGUAAAUCUCAUUGCACUUUUUAGAAUACAUUUUUUGUAAACAGCAAUCAGUAUUAUAAGGACUGUCGGAGUACAUUACAGUAAAAUAUUCGCGUUUCUGACCAACAACAUUCAACACGUUUUUUAUUUAUGUAUUUAUUAGUAUUAUUUGUUUUUAAUGCAAACUGAUGCGUGUUGGUAAAAUGUGCUUAUGUUUAUAACCGGAGAGUGAAGAAAGUCUUGGUUUAUUGAUUGAGCUCGUUUUAAGAACAGCCUGACACAAUGGCGGAUGGAGCUGUCUUUGGAUCAGGUCAAAACUCAAGUUGUCUGACCUCGCGAGUAAAGAAAGUCAACAACAACAACAACAACAACAGUAGUAUGUCGGUACCAGCGAACAUGCGAAGAAAGACUCGACAGAGUAUCAGGAGGGACAUUCAUAACCGGGUCGUCUUGGAGAAAGUCUUGGGCAUCACUGCCUCAAACAGUAGUGCUUUAGCCUGUGACCCCAACUCUGGUUUAGUGGCAUAUCCUGCAGGUUGUGUCAUUGUUAUCCUGAACCCCAAGAAAAACAAGCAGACUCACAUAUUCAAUACAUCCAGGAAAACUUUCAGUGCUUUGGCUUUCUCACAGAAUGGAAAAUAUUUGGUCACUGGUGAGAGCGGGCACAUGCCCUGUGUUCGGGUGUGGGACGUGGCAGAGCGGACACAGGUGACGGAGGUCCAGUGCCAUAAGUACGGGGUGGCGUGUGUAGCUUUCUCCCUCAACGGAAGCUAUAUAGUGUCUGUGGGAUACCAACAUGACAGGACCGUCAGUGUCUGGGAGUGGAAGAAGGGGACUGUUAUCGCAUCCAAUAAGGUGUCCAGUCGAGUGCUUGCCGUCUCUUUCUCGGAGGAUAACAGCUACUUUGUAACCGCAGGGAACAGACAUGUCAAGUUCUGGUACCUUGACGCCUCAAAGGAGAGAAGGGUUAACAGCACAGUGCCUCUGAUUGGUCGCUCAGGGUUGCUAGGGGAACAUCAGAACAGUCAGUUCUGCGGUUUGGCUUGUGGCCGUGGCUCAAUGGCCAGCAGCACCUACUGCAUCACACACACCGGUCUGCUGUGCCAGUUCAACAGCAACAGGCAACUGGAUUCCUGGGUUGACCUCAAGACGACAUCAGCACAGUGCUUGUCAGUGAGCGAGGCGUUUGUUUUUUGCGGAUGUGCAGAUGGUACUGUGCGUGUUUUCAGCCCACAAGACCUGCGUUACAUCACCACUCUACACCGGCCGCACUGUUUAGGUGUGGAUGUGUCACAGGGCACAAAGCCGGGGCAUCUGUUUGGUGCAAACCCAGAAGCUGAGUAUCCAGAUACCCUGGCUUUAACCUUUGACCCUGUGACCAGGCACUUGACGUGUGUGUAUAAUGACCACAGUGUAUAUGUAUGGGAUGUGCGGGACAUUCGAAACAUCGGGAAAGUUUACUCUGCUCUGUACCACAGUGGGUGUGUCUGGAGUGUGGAGACCUACCCUGAGCUAGAAGACUUGUCAGUGGCGUGUUUUACUCCUGGCUCUUUCCUCACCUGUUCUUCAGAUAACACCAUUCGCCUGUGGAAUAGUGAGUCUCAGCAGAGUCACGGCCUUUGCAACAACCUUUACAGUCAGGACCUUGUGAGGGUCGUGUAUGUGGAUGAAGACACACAGUUCCUCAAAGUUGAGGCUGAGAAGGCCGAGGGUUGCAGCCAGGAUGGGAAGUCUGGGAUCAGGGUGUUGGGCAUCAGCCCAGAUGGGCAACAUCUGGCUGCUGGCGACCGCAGUGGAAACCUGAGAAUCUUCGGUUUGCAGUUUAUGAAUGAGCUGCUGAAAAUCGAGGCCCAUGAUUCAGAGGUCUUGUGUCUUGCGUUCUCCCCUAAAGAGACUGGUUUGCAUCUCUUAGCUUCAGCGAGUCGUGAUCGACUCAUUCACAUCUUUGACAUGGAGAGGAACUACAACUUGGUACAGACAGUUUACGACCAUUCAGCCUCCAUCACAGCUAUCAAGUUCACAGGACUGAGUUCAGAGGUUUGUAUGGUCAGCUGUGGUGCUGACAAGAGCAUCUACUUUCGAUCUGCAGAGAAGACCUCUGAGGGUUUGAACUUCUCACGAUCCCAUCAUAUAGUAGAGAAGACGACUCUAUAUGAUAUGGACCUGGACGCCACACGCACGCACACUGCAAUUGCAUGCCAGGACCGAAACAUUAGAGUGUACAAUGUGAGAAGUGGCAAGAUGAAGAAAUGUUUCAAGGGCUCCCUCAAUGAUGACGGUACACUACUCAAGGUCCAGUUGGAUCCCUCUGGGAUAUUUCUGGCCACCAGCUGUUCAGACAAAAAUAUCUGUAUCUUCGACUAUGAGUCAGGAGAAUGUGUGGCCACCUUAUUUGGACAUUCAGAAAUUGUUACAGGUAUGAAGUUCAGCCAGGACUGCAGGCAUCUAAUCACUGUAUCUGGUGACAGCUGUGUGUUUGUGUGGCGGCUGGACUCUCAGAUGACCAACUCCAUGAGGAAGAGGCUGGCAGAGAGGAAGCAGAGAGCGGGUCUGAGGGUUCAAAGGGCCCCCAGCAAACAGCAAGCUGUAAGGAGAGAGACGUACAUUGCUGUGCCCUGUAGUGUGCUGCCUCACUUGGAGGAAGAGGAGGACAUCCUGAUACCUGUCGACAAUACUGAAGAUGUUGGAGAGGACAGCAGAACUCCAGACAGACCCAACUCCACUGAUGCCUCUCUGGAUGCUGUGGUGCUCCAAACCAAUGGCAAAAUGCCUAUGUGGGUCCGCAGACUGGGUGGAGGAGGUGAAAAUGAUGAUGGUGGGGGUUUAAGUGGCAGAGCUCAGUACCAGCCGCAGGGACGCUGGGCGGUGCAGUCAGACCCGCUAGCUGUCCGUGCUGUCCUGGAGAUGAAGAGCAUGCAGCUGCCCCUCUCUCACACCCCCUGCAGAGCCAUGGGUGAGGAAGAGUUUGAAGAAGACUCUUGCUUCCACCCGCAGAGUUUGGACAGUCUGCUGGAUGAAGACGUUGAUGAUGAUGAUCUGGAGGAGAAUAAGAUUUGUGGUGUCUCCAGAGAUGGGUUUAGCUCUUCGCUCCAAGGAGCAGAUUUUCUGCAGCUGCCAGAGGGAGAGGAGAACUUCGGUCCAGAACUCAGCUCACCAGAGAAGACUGGCUACAUUUUGUACCCAGCAAACAGUACUGCCCUGUCCACUGGAGAAGGAGAGUUUGAUGUUAAAGCUCUGUGUGAGGAGGCAGCUGGCGACCCUGAUGAAGAGGAGCUAAGCCCAGAUAGUGGUUGUUCAGCCGAAAGCCAAGCCUCCCAUAGCGACCAGCCUCAUGACCGUGAGUUACAUUACACACGGAGUUUGAGGUGCUAUAGUCAGAAGUAUGAAAAGGACACGGACUCCCUGAGUCAGGUGAGUUCGACAGGAAGCUCAGGAGUUGAAGAGGAAGAGGAUGAAGAAGAAUCUGGAACUCUGCUUCGCCAACACUUUGAUACUCUGGGUGUGGCCAGUAAUGAAAAGUUCAACACUGACCUCAGCAGUCUGCAGCCCAAUACAGAGAGUAACUUCCUCAAUCCACGUCUCAGUAUCUCCACACGUUUCCUCUCGCGCUUUCAGAGCCGUUUCCGCACUACAGGGACUGGUAGCAGUGUUUGCCGGCCUGCAGCCUGCCUACCCAGUAUACCAGAUGAGUCCAGUGAUAACAGUCAAAUGCUGGACAGCAGGAUGGAUAAAUCCAAGCUUCUUCCAGAUAACAGCAGCACAAAUGGGAGCAUUAAGGAGGAGAGCGAGAAGAGUGAAAUCACAAACAAGACGCUUCAGUCUAAAGCCCAUAAUGCUGUCAGCACUACAAGCACUCUCACCACCAAAUCAGCCAGCAACUCAAGUGACUCAUCUGUUGGACGUUCCCGCCAAAGCUACAUGGGUCCUACUGCCAGCUCACGUGCCAAGUUGUCACGAAGCAACUCUAUUGACAAUUUGAAUGUGUGCGCACCGGAGGAGACCCUUCUUGUGAAAGAGAUUCAUCAAAAUGCCCCAGUCUCGUCUCUGGAUCCUAGUGUAGAAUCAUGUAAAGAGAACAUGCCCCCUGCUUCAUCUACAGUUCUUUCUUUGGGACAGCCCCAUCCAAUCCAAGCUCUCUCCUUUCCUGCCCUGAGUAACCACAGCGCCAGGGCAGCCCUUCGAUUAGACCUUGUUGGCCCAGAUCGUGCCAGCCUAUCACCUGCGUCACUCAAGAGUCACCUUAGAAAAAUUGAACAUGCCAAGUCGCCCAGUCGUCAGGCCAUGGUGACGCCCACAGAAAUGCGAUCACUGGGUAAAGAGUGUCGGAAGCAGAUCAGUACUAUUGAGCAGAGUUUGACUCCUAAGACUACAAGCAGAUUCUCUUCAGGGUGUGAAAUGUUUGCCGGGAACCCAGCGGUGUCAGAAACCAGUCAUACCACAGAAGGCAACCAGUUUUCAGGGCUGUGUGAAAUUGCACCAUCCUUGAGUCAGACUGCAAUGACCAACUCUGUAACUCUGGACAGAGAGAAAUCUACAGAAACGGACUCCACACAAGAGGAUACAGGUUUGUCUGCAGAGAUGUUGAGCAUCCAGAUGUGUAAGGAGAUGGUAAAUGAACUGUGGCACACAAUCCAUAAAGCAACUAGCUUUUAUAGCAAGCUGUGCUCAAUCCCGGAGUUGUCUGAGCAGCAGGAGCAAAUGAAGAGCAUUUUGCAGGAGACGUUUGUGGGCGUACAGAGUGAAUUAACCGUCCUCUGCCCUCAGACAUGCCCCUACACACAGAGCUCCCGUCCUGUACCAGAGGACUCACCCGGCCGUCAGCUGAGGGACGACCGGACAGUGGCACUUCUAGAAAAAUACUCGGAGAUGCUCUUGCGGAUGACGGAAAAAGGUGCACAGGUUGCACUUGAGUAACGGCUCCUUGGAUCUUUGUUUGGUUUUGAACAGUCCUAAUUGUCAUAAUUGAAUUGACCUAAAUGAGCCUUUUAAGGCAUAGAAGCACUUUUAAACCUUGUCUUACAUUUGGUUUUAAGUUUUUAAACCAAAAUAAACAUGCAAAUGCAUAUUUGGAUUAAUGACAUUUCUUGACAUUUUUCUUAACUGGUCUGUCAGUUUUUAACAUUGUCGCUUUCUCUUUUUAUACGAUAAGCGUUUUUAAUUAUUUUGUAUGUUUGUACACUACAAUUUUAAUACCUAAAUGUAUUUGGUCACAUACACUUUGACAUUUGCUCUUUUCUUAUAGAUUUUUAAAACUGUAUCGAGGCAAACUAUUCAGGACAUCCCCACCCCCAAUGGUAUUUCUUGUACAGUUUGGAAACAGUAUUACUUUUGAAAUAUGAACCCAUACAAUAAUGUGCAAUGAGUUUUGUGUUCAAAAUUCUUGAGCUUUUGUAAUUUUACACCAUUUCACAUCACAGCCAUGCAGACUGGCUAUGAUGUGUGGUGCAUUAUGUUGACUGUUCCUCAAAAUAGCAAUGAUUAGAAAUUUUCGCAAGUGUCAGGCUGUGACUCACAAUUUGCUUGCCACUAGAGUGCUAUUUAUGCCUUAAUGUGUCAUGUUGAUGUGGUCUUUUUUUUUUCCCCACUGAAAAUGUAUCAUUUUUAGGAAGACUUUAAAUGUGUUUUAAUCAGCAAUUUGCAUUGUUUUUUAAAUAUUAAACAUUAAAAUAUU